AUGUCCGGCUUCUACGACUCCAAAAGGCGCAACGUGAACGCCCUGCCGGCAUCGCGCAAGACCAUCGGAACGCGGUUCUUGCUCUACACGCGGAGAAAUCCUACGGUGCCGGACACGUUCCUGUGGAACUCGGAACCCGACAGCCUCCGAGACACACACUUCGACCCCGAGCGGCUGACCAAGUUCUACAUCCACGGAUUCAUGCAAGUUGGAAAGUUCCCGGAUUACCCCAUUGUCAGGAUGAAUGACGAGCUCCUCAAGGUCGGCGACUUCAACGUGUUUGCGGUGGACUGGUCCAAGGCGAGUCUGUAUGACUACAUCCAGGCGAGUGCGAACACCCGAAUCGUGGGCCUGGAAGUGGCCAGCCUGAUCGAGAAACUGCGACUAGCCUUCGGCGUCGCACCAGAGUCGAUGCACGUCUACGGUCACAGCCUGGGUUCCCACAUUGGGGGCUACGCCGGCGAGAAACUUCAGGGCAGGCUGGGACGGAUCACAGGCCUGGACCCUGCCGAACCAUUCUUCCAAGGAAUGCCGACCCACGUCCGUCUCGACGAAGGAGACGCCCUCUACGUGGACGCCGUACACACGGAUGGCUCUCGUUUCGCGAUGUCCUUCGAAGGGCUCGGAAUGAUCGACCCCGUGGGAAAGGUGGACAUCUACCCGAACGGCGGAGCUCGGCAGCCGGGGUGCGAUUCGGACAUUCGCACCAUAUCCUUCAAGCACGGCGCCUGGCAAGGUAUCCGCGAGACAGUCGCCUGCAAGCACGAACGAGCGAUCCAGCUCAUGACGGCGUCGCUGGAACUCGAAACGAAUCCCGACCCCGACCUGUGUCGGUUGGUGGGCUUCGCCUGUCCGAGCUUCGAAGAGUUCCUCAGGGGCAGUUGCUCGGAGUGUGGGGAGGACGGUAGUCAGUGCGCCGUCCUGGGCACAGCCACAGUGCCCAGUGGAAAUCCGGCCAAGUUUUACCUCAAGACAACUGACACCGCCCCGUACUGCCUGUACCAUUACAACAUCAGAGUCAUCCUGGCAACUCUGGCAAGGACGAUGAAUGGACGCAUUUUCCUGGACGUUAAGGGCGAGGAAGGGCACGCGACUCUCAACCUUAGUCUGAGUGAAGAGGAGUACAAGUCCGACGACCAGAUGACCUACCUGACCACCACGAGAGAGAAGAUCGGGUCGCCAGUGGCGUGCUCUCUGAGCUUUACGAGCAGUUCUUCUCACUCCCAGACCCUGUCUGUGCUCCGAGUCGAAGUGUUCCUGAUGAACGUCCUGAAGAACGUGAGAUCCAAGAAAGCAGCAACUGUUUCGUUUUGCCCCAAUUCGACUGAACAGGAGCCGGUUGGCCGAACGAUACCGUUGUCGUUGUGUAAGCCUACCGAUGACGUCAAAUGGAUGAGAUAAGAAAACUUUAACGACAUUAAAAGAGUCGGCCGUCAUCCGGGACAUUUUCGACCCCUUCUACCUAACCAUACUCCCUUAAAAUUACUAUAUGGGUGUGAGGUCUUCGUCGAAGAAACGGUUAGCUUUCCAUAUAGGUCGCAUAUUCAAGUUAGGAACGUUGCGAACGUUUUCUCAGCCUGGGGAUCGACCGGUUCGCAAAUCUUCAAACAAUAAUUCAAAAGUCCAUGAUGCACCAUUGGCGUUCCUCACCAUUUUAAAUAAAAAUUUAAUUUUUUUAUUUCGUUUUUUGCCUGAUUUUUUGAA
Ixodes scapularis (black-legged tick) is the source of this 1704-nucleotide messenger RNA. RefSeq names its product pancreatic lipase-related protein 2-like. Gene Ontology annotation, biological process: lipid metabolic process. The transcript is spliced from 9 exons. The coding region runs from base 1 to 1401 and encodes 466 amino acids. Gene Ontology annotation, molecular function: lipase activity; carboxylic ester hydrolase activity. The record is from RefSeq and is a predicted model, not a curated record. NCBI's taxonomy places the organism in Eukaryota, Metazoa, Arthropoda, Arachnida, Ixodida, Ixodidae.